Molecule: messenger RNA, 922 nt
Organism: Porites lobata
Lineage: Eukaryota; Metazoa; Cnidaria; Anthozoa; Scleractinia; Poritidae
Source: the annotation of a GenBank genome assembly
AUGCCUCAACAACUGGCUGUUGGCUUGGCUCUACGACAAUCUAUCAGAAGCAAAGAGAUCGUAAAUAUGCUUCAUGGUUUUGGAAUGAGUGUUGAGUACAACAGGUUACUUAGAAUUGAAGCCCAAAUAGAACAAAGUGUUCUUGAGCGCAUGAAUCAACAUGGCGGAAUGUACCUCCCCGAGAACUUUGUGAAAAAUAGACAUGUAUUUUUCGCAAUCGACAACGUUGAUUUUGAAGAGGAUACUCAUGAUGGAAAACACACACUUCACGGCACCGCAAUGGCUAUCUACCAGAAGACGGAUCCUAGAGACACAACUCCACAGAUAAGAUUAGUUAACAAGCCUUUUAAAAUAUCAUAGAUAUUGGUUGAUCAUUUUUACAUUUUUUUGUUACUACAAUGAUUUAAUUUCUGUUUUACCGCCAUCCCGUCAUGAUUUACGGCGAAAUAACAAGGGAAUUCUUCUGAGCACCCCAAAGCGUUUCACAAAAGUUACCAUGGGGGAUCGAUCCUUCAUGGCGGCAGCGCCACGGCUUUGGAAGAUUCUUCCCGUAAGCUUUAGACCUGCUUGCACCAAAAGUGAUUUUAAACAGAAACUUAAGACAUUUUUAUUCAGCAAGGCAUUGUGUUUGUACAGUUAGUUUAUAUUUAGAUUUUUAUAUAGUUUUUCUGCAAAUUACUUUUCUUAUAACCAGUUGUAAAGUAGUGUAGUUUUCGUCUUUCAUUCCAUACUGAUUGUAAAAAGGUUCUUAUUUUUGUAUUUUUUCUAAUGUUUGUAAUGCGCAUUUGAUUAUUUUUAUAGAAAAUGAGUAAUAUAAAUGUUAUCAUUACUUUGUCUCGCUGUUAGAUUGGAUAGUCAACCAAGUCAAGGUCGCACAUUACGCAACCUUCCCGAAUCAAUUCCUGAGCUAAUAGAAUGCUAA